Molecule: messenger RNA, 4350 nt
Organism: Chiroxiphia lanceolata (lance-tailed manakin)
Lineage: Eukaryota; Metazoa; Chordata; Aves; Passeriformes; Pipridae
Gene: MOV10
Product: Mov10 RISC complex RNA helicase
Exons: 22
Coding region: 160-3072 (970 amino acids)
Molecular function (GO): 5'-3' RNA helicase activity; RNA binding
Source: RefSeq, a predicted model, not a curated record
GUUUCGUUUCUCCCUGAACAAGCCCCGGUGAGCCCAGCCCAGCCCAGCCCAGCCCAGCUCUGCUUAACCUGGCGCAGGUCGACACGGCACGGCACAGCUCGGCACAGCUCGGCACACCUUGGCACAGCUCGGCACAGCUCGGCACAGCUCUGCUCGACCAUGCCGCGGUUCAGAGUGGCUGAGGCCAGGCAGUGGGGGGAUCAGUUCGUGCAGUUCCUGCAGGAGACGGGCCGGGAGCAGGAGUGUCAGCGGGAAACUCUGCGGAGUAUCUACAACCUCGAGUUCCGGGGCAGGACUGACACAAGGACUCCCAACUUCUCCUGCACUUUGAAUGCCCUGAGGGUGACCCAUCGGGCGCUGGUGCGGGGGCAGGUGGUGCAACUCAAGACGGUAAAGAGGCGCGUGGUGGUGGCAGACCAGUACCGGAGACCCAGAGCGGAUGCACAGACAUCACAGCCCACCUCUGCCUCGGGGCAGCAGCAGCCCAGCUCCACUCCACAGACGCCCCGGAGCUACGCCCAGCUGCGCGCCGAGCUCAUCAGCGGGAAGCACGGCGUGGAGAUCGUCUCGGAGUACGACCAGGGCAACGGGGAGAUCCGCUUCCCGGUGGAGCGGGGCAGGCCCCGGACGGUCCCCGUGGAGGUGCAGAACCGCGGGACGCAGGAGGUGACGCUGCGGCGGGUCCAGCCACGCUACCAGUCACCGGCGCUCUCCUUCAGCGACGAGCAAGGGGUGACACAGGGACAGUCCCUGGUGCUCCACCCGGGUGGCAGGUACCCCAUCCACGUGCGGUGCCUCACCUCCUGCAACGGGCACUUCCCCGUCGUGCUGGUGUUUGAGUUCACCAAGGAGCCCAACGAGCCCUUCAGCAUCUCACGCUACGUCGCUGCCGUCGCCCAGAGCCAGCUGGCCAAGGACCUGGGGCCCUCGGCACCUUACCAGCCUUACCAGGCCAACCUCCAGCGCCCUGUCACCGUCAUCACCGAGGAAGGCAUCCCCCCCGACAGCUCCCUGAGAAACGAACUGGAGAGGGAACUCCCUCUGGGCACCUACCAAUACCCAAAGAACCUCAAGGACACGAUCCUGCUCGGACCCAGCACCAGUGCCAGCUCCAACUGGGCUACCAUGAGCUCGCUGCUGGAAGCACCUCUGCAGGCUGACAACUACCAGCAGAAGUUCCAGCUGCUGCUGUACCUGGAGGAGAUCCAGAUGGAGGUGGACAUCCGGCGCUACGACAUGCAGGACGUGACCAUGGUGCAGGAGAGGGGGCUGCUGGUCCUCGACGUGCCCGGCGUGGCCGAGAACCGCCCGUCCGUGCUGAGGGGUGACCACCUCUUUGCCAACCUGAGCAGCGAGCGGGACCAUUCCCCGCUCCUCCAGUACAAGGGCUACGUGCACGACGUGGAGCUGGAUAGGGUCAAGCUGGGCUUCUCCCCCAAGAUGCUGAGUAAGUUUGUGAAGAACCUGAAGUUCGACGUGACCUUCACCUUCAGCCGGCUGCCUCUGCAGGUCCAGCACCGGGCUGUCGUCCUGGCCAUGCGCCACGGCUUGUCCAGCCUCCUCUUCCCCUCCGCCUCCUGCCACAUGUCCCUCUUCCCAGGCCCCUUCCAGCCGCGGUGGUUCGACCGCAAACUGCAGGCGAACGAGGAGCAGUGCAGGGCCGUGACCCACAUCGUGAUGGGGAUGUCCCGACCGGCCCCCUACCUCAUCUUCGGCCCCCCCGGCACCGGCAAGACGGUCACUGUGGUGGAGGCCAUCAAGCAGGUGUGGACGUGCUUCAAGGAUGCCCGGAUCUUGGCCUGUGCCCCUUCCAACAGCGCCGCAGACCUGCUGUGCCAGCGCCUCAUCACGGACAUCCCCCCUCGGAAUGUCUACAGGCUCAUCGCCAGCUCCAGGAACUACAGGGAGGUGCCCGCUGAUAUCAGGCCCUGCUGCAACUGGGACGAUGAGCAGAGCAGCUACGUGUACCCGAGCAAGGAGUACCUGGGGCGCUACCGGAUCCUCGUCACCACGCUGGUGACAGCAGGAAGGCUGGUGUCAGCCAACUUCCCCCCUGGGUAUUUCUCCCACGUCUUCAUCGAUGAGUGUGGCCACGCGGUAGAGCCGGAGAGUGUGGUCGCCAUUGCCGGGCUCCUGACUCCCAUGGACCAGAAGACCAACCCCACUGGGGGGCAGCUGGUGCUGGCAGGAGACCCCAAGCAGCUGGGCCCUGUCCUGACCUCCCCGCUGGCCACGGAGCACGGCUUGGGCACCUCGCUGCUGGAGAGGCUGAUGCUGCACAACCCCCUGUACCAGAAGUCCAGUGAAGGAUACGACCCACAGUUUGUCACCAAACUGCUCUGGAACUACAGGUCCCACGAGGCCAUCCUGAAGAUCCCCAACGAGCUCUUCUAUGACAGCGAGCUGAAGGCGUGCGAGAGUGAUGGACUGGAUGUCCGGAAUUUCUAUUGCAACUGGGAGGAACUUCCCAAACAAGGCUUCCCCAUAAUCUUCCACGGGGUUUGUGGGGAAGACCAGAGAGAGGAGAAGAGCCCCUCGUUCUUCAACACAGCCGAAAUCGAGGUGCUGGUCGACUACCUCAAGAAGCUGCUGCAGAGCCAGGGCAAGAAGGGCUGUCCCACUGUGUCCCCCAAGGAGAUCGGCAUCAUCUCUCCCUACAGGAAGCAGGUGGAAAAGAUUCGGAGAGCCAUCACCUCCCUGGACCCUGUCCUGAAGAGGCUGGCAGACAUCAGCCAGCUGAAGGUGGGCUCCGUGGAGGAGUUCCAGGGCCAGGAGCGGCGCGUGAUCCUCAUCUCCACCGUGCGCAGCUACAGCGCGUACCUGCAGUUCGACAGGACCUUCAGGCUGGGCUUCCUCAAGAACCCCAAGAGGCUCAACGUGGCCCUCACCAGGGCCAAGGCUCUGCUGAUCGUGGUGGGCAACCCGGCUGUGCUCAGCAAGGACGAGCACUGGCACAGGUUCCUCAUGUACUGCAAGGAAGAGGGUGGCUACACAGGACUCCCCUACGAGGGUGAGGGCACAGAGCAGGACAGACUCGUUGCCGACCUCCAGGGGCUGAGGCUCAACAUUUAACACCCAGGAAACCUACGUGGGAAAGGAGGAGAAGCCCUAUGAAGCUCCAGCCCCCUCAGCCUGUCCCCUGGCCUGCAGCAGCCCUUGCACUCCCCCUGUCUCUGUGCAUCCCUGCAGAGUUGGGGCUGAACCCACCGGACCAGAGGAUACUGCCAAGCCUUUCCUGUCAGCCAGGAACCCUGGCACAGACCACAGGGCAGCCCCCUCCCCUUAUGGAGUGGGACCACCCCAGGACUGGACUGGGACCAUUCUCCAUUUUAACCAGCUUUUGACACAGCUGUGGCAAAACAAUUCUCUGUGACUGGUCUCACUGUUCAGUGAAAGGCUUAAGCCUUCAAAGAGCAUCACUGGGUGCACAGGGGAGCCCAGUGCUGCUGUGGUGGGUGACUGGGGCAGGCAGGGACCUGGCCAGCCACAGCGUGGCUCAGCUCCUAACUGGGCAGCUGCCUGGCUUGAGAGCUGGCAUGGCUGGGCAGGCACUUUGUUUCCCUGGAAUAAAUAUUUACAGAAAAACGGUCUCGAGUCUGGGGCUCUGCCACAAUGACAGGGCUGCUGGAGCAGGGACAGGCUCGCUGCAGCCCUGUCCUGACCUGCUCCAGAGCCAGGAUGGCUCCAGCAGUGACAGCAGUGCCCAUCAUCCAGGGACUGGGUACAGCUGGGAAGCUCCUGCCCAGCCCUUCCCACAUAAACUGCUUCCUGGCUCUUAUCUGAAACGAGAGCCAGGCCUAAAAGAGUUAACUGAGGUCUCUUGCUCUGCUGAGAAAGCCCCCCCAACACCUGUCUGUGUUGCUAAGACUUGUUCUGUUCUGCUUACUGGACCUAAACCUAAUCAUAAGAAGAAUGCUAGAAACAGUAUACAAUCAACCCAGAGGUUAUAAAUUAAGACAAGGUAGACAUUUGAAUAGGAGAAAAGGGCUUAGAGCCAAGGGUUUCUGCAAGCUUCAGUAGCUGGGACAUUAACAAUAGAAAGGUAAGAAGGUCAAAGUGAGAGAGAAGAGAAAAAGACCCCCAAUUUGAGGUGGAAGGCUGGAAUGACCACCAAAACUCAGCACCAAGAGAAGAAUCUGGAAAGCACCUCCCUAAGCUCCGCCCAGGCCCCGCCUAUUAUUAAUAUGCAUGAUUAGAUGUUGUUAUCAUAUGACUAUAUAUGUAAUCAUGUAUGUAGACUGUUAUAAAUACCUUAAUUUUGCACUGGUGCCUUUGAGCAAGCUUGACCAGCGCUAGCUGGCUUGCUCCCAACGUUGAAUAAAUAAACACCUUGCUACUUGUAGAUAAAAA